UCCCCGGUCUCCUCCGCUCUCUCGCGGCGUGCAGAACGAGGCUAGCGCCUGAAAUUAAACAAUGUAACUUCAACGUGACAACUUGGGAGUGGAAUACCAUCCCUCUGAGGGCAGAUAACUGACUCCGCUCGACAAACGCGUAUUUUUGGCGUCUGUCUUGUCUUCGCAUUCACUUUUAAUUAGGAGACGCGCAAAGCUCCGGACGACCCAUCCUCCUUUCACACACCGGCGGGUGCCCAGCGCGGCUUUACAAUGGUACUCUGGUUUGUCAUCGGUGUGCAGGUCUUGUUGACUGUCAGAGGGCAGCCUCUACUGCAAGGAUCCUGCAGUUUCGAACAGAGUACAUGUGGAUAUUCAUCCGAUCCUGCCUACGAAAAAUGGACCAUAAACGAAGAAGGUCGCUUUAUCGCAGUGGACUCGGGACGGGCGGUUCUGGUGAGCCCGGACCUGGAGCUGCUGGACUGGAGCUGCCUGCGGCUGGUGUACCAGAUCACCGGGUCGGGGUCCGUGAGCCUGCACCUGCGGCCCGAGGACGAGAACUUCGACUACGCCCUGUGGAGCUCCAGCACGCCCUCCGACAGCUGGGUCAUCGCCAGCGUGGACCUGCGCAACACGUCCACCUCUUAUAAGGUCUUAAUGGAAGGCAGACCAGGAAAAGGAGAAGGCAAGAGCGUGGCCAUAUUUGAAAUACACAUCGUGCCCGGAUACUGCAUAGAUUGUAACUUUGAGGAGCACCACCUCUGUGGGUACAGCAAUCAGUGGAACCCCAACGUGAACUGGUACGUGGGGGGAAGCAUCGCCAGAGACCCCCAGUCCAACCUGCCCGAUGACCACACCAUGAACAACGAGAGAGGCCACUACAUGUACGUGAACUCGGUUUACGCCAAGAAGUUCCAGGAAGUGGCCAAGCUGUCGUCGCCCAUGACGACCACGCCGAUGGCGGGGUGCUUGACCUUCUACUAUCAGCGGGACCAGGAGCGAGGGAACAUCUUCUCCGUUUACACCAAGGACCAGCUGGGCCACUACGAGGAGAUCUGGAGGCCAGAGGUGUACGCCACCUCUCACUGGAAACUGGUCCAGGUGGACAUUAAAGCCCCCCACCCCCUGGAGGUGGUGUUCGAGGUGGCUUUCAACAGCCCCAGAGGAGGGUACGUGGCCUUGGAUGACAUCUCCUUCUCGCCGGAGUUCUGUAACACGGAGACAGAGCCGCCUUUUGACCCGUCCAUCGCCAGCUGCGACUUUGAGGAGGGGUUUUGCCGGUACUACCAGGAGCUGGCGGAGGGCUCCGUGUGGAGUAGGGUUUCGGUGAAACCCAACGUCUACAGGAUAGGGGACCACACCACGGGCACAGGGUUCUUCCUCCUGGCGAACACGCGGUUCACGUCGCGGCCCGGGUACGUGGGGCGCCUCCACGGGCCCGUCCUGCCGGAGAACCUCCGGUACUGUCUGCGCUUCCACUACGCCCUCCACGGCUUCCGGAAGGUGGACAACGCCCUGGCCGUCUACGUCUACGAUGACCACAACGUGGCGCAGGAGAAGGUGUGGUCGCUGUCCGACGCGUCCCGGGACGUCUGGAUCGAGGUGGACAUCACGUUCCAGAAACCCAUGCCCACAAAGGUGGUGUUUGUCAGCAUAUGCAAGAACUUCUGGGACUGUGGACUGGUGGCCCUCGAUGACAUCAUCGUCAGUCUCGGGGACUGCCGUGUAACUGCAGGGAUGGCGCGCUCCCUCCCCGGGCAGUGCGACUUCGAGUUCGGAAACUGCGGCUACACCCAGGACAAGAAGGGCGACAUGGGCGACUGGGUGCGCAUGAGGGGCCACACCCCCACCUCCUACACCGGCCCGAAGGGGGACCACACCACAGGGGUAGGGUACUUCAUGUACACCGAGGCGUCCCACAUGUUGCCGGGCCACAGCGCGCGGUUGCUAAGCGCUGAGCUGCGGGGGUCGGCGGUGCCCCAGUGCCUCCUGUUCUACUACCACAUGUACGGCUCCGGGACGGGGCAGCUGAGCCUGUACCUGCGGCGGGAGGGGGGCCGCCAGCACGCCCGCGAGGCCCUGCUCUGGAGGCGGCGCGGGGAGCAGAGCGUCUCCUGGAUGCUGGGCGCGGUGGACUACACCUGCGAGGACCGCCACCAGAUUGUAUUCGAAGCUAUCCGGGGGCCGUCGAUAAGAAGCGAUAUUGCAGUCGAUGACAUCGUGUUUAAAAAGGGACCGUGUACAGAUCCUGGGGACAGCAUUCCAUACUCCGGCUUUUCAGAAAACUUCAACGAAAUCGACUAUUGAGUGCGGCACUUGAGUGAGCGUGCGUUGGUCUGUGUGUGUGUGUACGUGUGUGGUGUAUGUUUGGG
Anguilla anguilla (European eel) is the source of this 2351-nucleotide messenger RNA. It is a transcript of the gene mamdc2a, whose product is annotated as MAM domain containing 2a. NCBI's taxonomy places the organism in Eukaryota, Metazoa, Chordata, Actinopteri, Anguilliformes, Anguillidae. Bases 253 to 2286 code for a protein of 677 amino acids. The record is from RefSeq and is a predicted model, not a curated record. The transcript has 14 exons. Gene Ontology annotation, cellular component: membrane.